AUGUCAGUGGUGGGCUUCGACCUGGGCUUCCAGAGCUGCUAUGUCGCGGUGGCGAGAGCCGGAGGGAUCGAGACUGUGGCCAAUGAGUACAGCGACCGCAGUACCCCGUCAUGCAUUUCAUUUGGUCCUAAAAGCAGAUCCAUUGGAGCAGCAGCAAAAAGUCAAGUCAUUUCCAAUGCAAAGAACACGCUGCAAGGCUUUAAAAGGUUUCAUGGGCGAGCCUACACUGACCCAUUUGUCCAGGCUGAGAAGCCUGGUUUGGCCUGUGAGCUUGUUGAGCUGCCAAUGGGCUCCACUGGUUUCAAGGCUCAUGUAUUUGGAGGGAGAGAGACCUUUACUACUGAGCAGGUGACUGCCAUGCUACUGACCAAACUUAAAGAAACUGCAGAAAGUGCAUUAAAGAAGCCUGUAGUAGACUGUGUUGUUGCAGUUCCAUGCUUCUUCACUGAUGCAGAGAGGAGGUCUGUAAUGGAUGCCACACAGAUCGCUGGGCUCAACUGUCUACGACUAAUUAAUGAAACUACUGCAGUGGCACUUGCAUAUGGAAUCUAUAAACAAGAUUUACCUGCACCAGAAGAAAAGCCAAGGAUUGUGGUUUUUGUGGAUAUGGGACAUUCUGCGUAUCAAGUCUCUGUGUGUGCUUUUAACAAAGGAAAACUUAAAGUAUUAGCUACUGCCUUUGACUCGUAUGUUGGUGGAAGGAAGUUUGAUGAUGUUCUGGUUGCCUAUUUUUGCGAAGAGUUUGGAAAGAAAUAUAAACUGGACAUCAAGUCUAAGAUUAGGCCUUUACUGCGACUUGCUCAAGAGUGCGAAAAGCUGAAGAAGUUGAUGAGUGCAAAUGCUUCAGAUCUGCCUCUAAAUAUUGAAUGUUUUAUGAAUGAUAUUGAUGUCUCUGGAACAAUGAACAGGGGUCACUUUGAAGAAAUGUGUGACAGCCUGUUGUCGCGAAUUGAAGGGCCUCUACGCAGCGUCUUAGAGCAAGCUAAGCUCAAGAAAGAAGAUGUUUAUGCAGUAGAGAUAGUUGGGGGUGCUACACGUAUCCCAGCUGUUAAAGAACGAAUAAUACGAUUCUUUGGUAAAGAAGUCAGCACGACGUUGAAUGCUGAUGAAGCUGUAACCAGGGGCUGUGCAUUACAGUGUGCCAUUCUAUCCCCAGCCUUUAAAGUUCGUGAGUUUUCCAUUACUGAUCUUGUACCGUACCCAAUAUCACUGAAAUGGAAUUCUCCAGCAGAGGAAGGUCUUAGUGAUUGUGAGGUAUUUCCUAAGAACCACGCAGCUCCUUUCUCCAAAGUGUUGACCUUUUACAGAAAAGAACCUUUCACUUUGGAUGCUUACUAUAGUGCACCCAAAGAAUUGCCCUAUCCAGACCCUUCAUUAGGUCAGUUCCAUGUACAGAAGGUUGCCCCUCAAGCUGAUGGAUCCAGUUCCAAAGUGAAAGUGAAAGUCCGUGUAAAUGUCCAUGGUAUAUUUAGUGUAUCUAGUGCAUCUCUUGUUGAAGUCCAAAAAACAGAUGAUUCUGAGGAACCUAUGGAAACUGACCAGACUACAAAAGAUGAGGAGAAAAUGCAAGUUGAUCAAGAGGAGGCUAAACAAGAAGAAGCUCAGUCCACACAGGCAGAAACUAAGUCUAAUCCUGAAGAAAUGGAGACUUCACAAGCAACACCUAAAGACAAGAAGACGGAUCAACCUCCACAAGCCAAAAAAGCUAAAGUGAAGACUAGUACAAUUGAAUUGCCUAUUGAUCACUAUCCUCCAUGGCAGAUAGGGCGGGAUAUGUUGAACCUGUUUCUGGAAAAUGAGGGAAAGAUGAUCAUGCAGGAUAAGCUUGAAAAGGAGCGAAAUGAUGCCAAGAAUGCUGUUGAAGAAUAUGUAUAUGAGAUGAGGGACAAGCUGUGUGGUGGCAUUUAUGAGAAAUUUGUCAAUGAAGAUGACAGAAACCGUUUCAUCCUGAAGCUUGAAGAUACAGAGAACUGGUUGUAUGAGGAUGGAGAGGAUCAAUCAAAACAAGUUUAUAUAGACAAGUUAACAGACUUAAAGAAUUUAGGCCAUCCUAUACAAGCACGUUACCUAGAGUUUGAAGAGAGACCAAAGGCCUUUGAUGAGCUUGGGAAACAAAUUCAGCUUUAUAUGAAAGUUAUUCAUGCCUUCAAAAGCAAGGAAGAGGCAUACGACCACCUGGACCCCGCUGAUAUGGACAAAGUUGAAAAGAGUAUAAAUGAAGCCAUGGAGUGGAUGAACAACAAAAUGAAUCUACAGAUGAAGCAGAAUCUUACUGCAGAUCCAGUAGUUAAAACAAAGGAUAUUCAAGCUAAAACAAAGGAAUUGAUGAACACUUGUAACCCCAUAGUCUCCAAACCAAAACCCAAGGUGGAGCCCCCGAAAGAAGAGCAGCAAGCAGGCGAGCAGAAUGGACCAGUAGACAAUAACACAAAUGGCCAAGGGCCACAGGCCACAGAGCAGAGUUCAGAUUCAGCUGCCUCUGAAGCAGAAAAGAAACUCCCUGAGAUGGACAUUGAAUAA
Molecule: messenger RNA, 2520 nt
Organism: Staurois parvus
Lineage: Eukaryota; Metazoa; Chordata; Amphibia; Anura; Ranidae
Source: the annotation of a GenBank genome assembly